AUGGGGGGGCUCUGCCUCUCUUUCCACUCCCUCAUCCCCACUCCUCCGCCCCACUCCCUCAUCCCCACUCCUCCGCCCCACUCCAACCCCCUCAAUCCCCUGCCCCACCCCCCUCCUCUUAUUCCGCGGCUCCACUCUCCCCACCUCGUUCCUUCGCCCCGCUCUUCCCCCCUCAUUCCCCUGCCCUGCCUUAUCUCCCUCCUCACCACUCCCACAACCCCCCCCACUCUCGCACCUCCCACUCCUCACUCCUCCCACUACUCUCGCGCUCCUCCCACUACUCUCACUCCUCCCACUACUCUCGCUCCUCCCACUACUCUCACUCCUCCCACUCCUCUCAAUCCUUCCUUCACUCUCACUCCUACCGAGGCUGUUAUCUCUAUCUCUUGCCAUGCCACCCUCACUCUCACUCCUCCCACCACUCAUUCUACCUCCAUCUCCUCCCUCUCCCCCCCCUCCUCCUCUCUCACCCUCCAUCCCAUCCUCUCCUCUCGCCCACCCACUCCCUCUCCCUCCGUCCCCUCCGUCCCCUCCUCCCCCUCGCUUUUCUUCCCUCCUCUCAUGCCGUCUCCGCCUCCCCUCUCUUCAUGCACCCUGCUGCAGCUACUUUAA
Messenger RNA from Closterium sp. Yama58-4, 612 nucleotides. NCBI's taxonomy places the organism in Eukaryota, Viridiplantae, Streptophyta, Zygnematophyceae, Desmidiales, Closteriaceae. The record is from the annotation of a GenBank genome assembly.